AUGGCCAGUCGAUCAGCGUCUGCUUCGCGUACCCGCGCUGCUUCGCCAGCGAAUUCUUCGGGAUUGAAUAUCUCUCGUGCCCAAGAAAAAGAACAAUUAGAAACUCUCAAUAAUCGUUUAGCUGUUUAUAUUGAUACCGUACGACGUUUAGAACAAGAUAAUCGAGAAUUAAGAAGUGUCAUUGCUACGUACACUGAUACAUACCAAACAGAAGCAUCGAAAGUCAAACAGUUGUAUGAACGCGAACUUGAAGAUGCAAAAGCUUUGAUCGAAGAAUUAGCCAGAGAUAAAACUCGUCUCCAAAUCGAAUCAGAAAAAGCCGAUGCGGAUGCACAAGAUGCUCUUGCAAAACUUGCUCGAAAGGAACGCGACUUCCGCACUCUUGAAGCUCGUUUGAAACAAUACGAAAAUGAAUUGGCUGAUUUAAAAGCACGAAACGAAGCGCUAGUUUACGAUAAUAACCGCAAAACAGAUGAUAACGCGAAUCUCCGUGGUCUUAACGGCGAACUUGAAAAGCAAAUCAAUGUAUUGAAACGACAACUCGAAUCAGAAACACUCCUUCGCAUUGAUUUGGAAAAUAAGAAUAAGACAUUACGCGAAGAAUUACAGUUUAAUCAACAAGUUCACGAGACAGCAAUCGAGGAAAUUCAUCGACAGAAACGUGUUGAAGUUCGAUCCUACGAUGAUAAUCUUCGUCAGCAAUACGAUGAUCGAUUAUUACAUGAAUUGCAGCAAUUACGUACGCAGACCGAAGACGAAAUACAGUCACUACGUGAUGAAAUCGCUUCGCAAUACGAGAAAAAAAUAGAAAACUUAGAAAACACCAUUCGUCGAAAUGCGGAUCAAGUCGGUUCAUAUCGAUCCGAUGUCACAUCCUAUCGUGAACGUAUCGAUGAUAUUACCAAAUCUCGUGAUGCAUUAAAUGACAAAGUUAACUUUUUGGAACAACGUUGUCGAGACUUGGAAAAUCGUCUUCAUAAUGCUCAACAACGACAAGAUGCGUUACUUGCCGAACGUGAAGAUGAAUUACAACGCUUAAAACAACAAAUCGAACAAAUGCAAAUUGACUAUCAAAAUUUAUUAGAUAUCAAAAUCGGUCUCGAUAGAGAAAUUGCUACUUACAGAAAACUACUCGAAUCUGAAGAAGAACGCCUCAACAUAUCUGCUACUUCAUCUCGUUUGAGUAGUGGCGGUGCAAAUGAAAGUUUCGUCUCCGAUAGUGGUGCAACAACAACAACAGCUGGAUCGAACCGAACAUAUUCCUCACGUAAACGUCCACGUCAUGAUUCCGUUGAACGUCCGUUGAUCAACAUUCAAUUGCUCGACGGAAUCAAUAUCGUUGAUGACGAAAGCGCACAUCCAAAAUUUGUGAAAUUAAUCAAUAAUUCGUCACGCGAAAUGGCACUUGCUGGCUGGAUACUCAAACGUAAAGUUGGUUCACAAUCGUAUGAAUUCAAAUUUCCGCGAGGAAUGGCUUUGAGACCUGGUGCAACAACUACAAUCUGGAGUUCGGAUGUCAAUGAUAUUGCAGUAGAUCCGCCAACAAAUUUAAAACUACGCACAAAUAAAUGGUUCACAGCAGGAAAUGAAAAUAAAAAGACUAUUCUUGAAGACACAGAUGGAAAUGUUGUUGCGGAAAAGACAGUUACUGUCAAAUGA
Adineta ricciae is the source of this 1659-nucleotide messenger RNA. Lineage: Eukaryota; Metazoa; Rotifera; Eurotatoria; Adinetida; Adinetidae. The record is from the annotation of a GenBank genome assembly.